Messenger RNA from Osmerus eperlanus (European smelt), 2617 nucleotides. It is a transcript of the gene hoxb6a, whose product is annotated as homeobox B6a. The record is from RefSeq and is a predicted model, not a curated record. Lineage: Eukaryota; Metazoa; Chordata; Actinopteri; Osmeriformes; Osmeridae. The coding region runs from base 1336 to 2016 and encodes 226 amino acids. The transcript has 2 exons. Gene Ontology annotation, biological process: anterior/posterior pattern specification; regulation of transcription by RNA polymerase II. Gene Ontology annotation, cellular component: nucleus. Gene Ontology annotation, molecular function: RNA polymerase II cis-regulatory region sequence-specific DNA binding; DNA-binding transcription factor activity, RNA polymerase II-specific.
UAACAGAGACUUGUGACCAGUCGAUUUGUUCUCUUAACAAAUGCUCACAACAAUGGUAUUUCCCGUUCAGACAAAACUAAGCCAAGCUAGAGGAAGAACUGCGUCCUGCUCCGUUUCAGAAAGAGUCAAAAUGAAAGUAAAAAGAUUCAGUACACAGUGAGGUAACACUUAACUUAUUUAUGGGACUGAGGCUAAUUUAUGAUUUAGCGACACAUAUCGGUGCCAUAUAACUGUGCCCUUUGUAAAUGAAAAACAGGCCUAUGGGCUCAACUCGAGUUCUAGUGGAGAAGUGAGGGAACCAUUGAGUGCUUUACAAAGCCUAAAGACCUGCCCCCAGUCAAUAAUUUUAAAAUUAAAACCAGGGCAUGAAAUGUGGUCUCGGAAGCAUGCAUGUAAAUACAUACAGACCAGACAAAUGUGGUAAUCAGCAACUUUCAGCAACCACAAAACGGGGCAGUGUCAUUCCUCAACCAACCAAACAAGAUCGUCUAAAUACAUAGCCACUCUGGUUUUAUGAACACUGAUAAAACAAAGCUAGGAUCUACUGAAGACUAUGAUAUUGAGCUACUAUUCUCAAUAUAAGCCGUCAGAAUGAAUGCUGUAUUAUCCAGAUGUACAGUCUGUAUAUUCACUCUGAGUAGGAUGGAUGUAUUGUAUGCCUUGUCAAUAACUCAGAUGGAAAUUACAAGUUAAAUAACAGUGAUGAGCACGUAUGAAGGGACGAAUUACGUCUCCUCACAUAUUGAGUUGAGAUAAUGCCUCUGACCACAAACAUGAUAUAGUUUCAGGCUAGGCUAAAUAAGAUUCAGUAUCUCCGACCGUGCAUGCGCUUUUGAAACGACGCACGUUUCUUAAAUCCAUUUAAUGUGAGGAGUGUUUAAAAGGAAGGCUAAUAUAGUUUGCCUUCAGUGGAGAGGACCGUGUGUACUGUAUAUGGUUGCACGUUAGACCAAACACAAGGGGGAGAAGUGUCGAUGUAUUCAAUUUAGCACUUUAAGAUUUCAGUGUGGUUCGUAUUGUGCAAUCUCAUUGGAGGGAGAGAAAGGCGAAUGAAGGGAAAAAAACGCUCUCUGGUUUGCGCUGGGGUCCCCCGGCGCAUGCAAUCUCAGCCCCCCUCAAGGGUGCUAUUUUGCAGGCACGGACGCUCGCGAUUGGUCAGCCCUCGGUCAGAUGGUACGAUUUCCCUCUGUCCCGCACUGGCACAUAGCCACCCAGCGCCCCCCACCCCCCUCCCUCAACUAAAACCCAAUCUCCGAUAAACUACUGAUAGCUAAACCACUUGGACUAUAAAACACAACAAAUCAUAAACCAAGGAAAAGAGCCCGUGCCCUCCCAAUGAGUUCCUAUUUUGUAAACUCAACUUUCCCUGUGACUCUGCCCGGAGGACAGGAGUCUUUCUUGGGACAGAUACCGUUAUAUUCCUCCGGAUACACAGAUUCUUUAAGACACUAUCCCGGUGCUGCCUAUGGAGCUACCAGCGUUCAAGACAAGGCGUACCCGUCUUCUUACUACCAGCAAGCAAACGGUGCCUACGGUAGGGCUGCUGCCGCCGGUGCAUGCGACUACGCAGCAGCCAGCUUUUACAGGGAAAAGGACCCUGCGUGCGCUCUCGCCAGCAUAGAGGAACACUCGCUCGUGCUGAGCCAAGACCAUCGCAAGACGGACUGCACGGGGCAGAAUAAAAGCUUGUUCGGCGACAGCGACGACCAGAAGCCGUCGACGCCUGUCUAUCCAUGGAUGCAAAGGAUGAACGCGUGUAACGGGACAUUCGGUAACCCCGGUCGCCGGGGUCGUCAGACAUAUACCCGCUACCAGACGCUGGAGUUAGAGAAGGAGUUCCACUUUAACAGGUACCUGACCCGGAGACGCCGCAUCGAGAUCGCGCACGCACUGUGCCUAACAGAACGCCAGAUUAAAAUCUGGUUCCAAAACCGACGGAUGAAGUGGAAAAAGGAGAAUAAACUAAUAAACUCCUCUCAAACCAAUGGGGAGGAGGAAGAGAAGGGGACGGAGUAAAGAAAGAAAAAUGGAAUAAUGUUGUAAGAAAGGAAAGAUAAUGCAUAAAGGCAUCCUUAAUUUUAAGACAUGAGGAUUCACCUCCUUCAUAUGUCCAAAGUUUCCAAUGGUGAAGUUGUAUUUGGUAAAUUUGAUGUAGCAUUCCAGAAGUUCACUUAACUUUUUAUUUUUGUUACUGUUAAUGUCUGUUAAUGUUUUUUGUUAUCAUAAUUCGGGUACCCGAAUGGCAGUGUUUUUGUGAGCUCGUCUCUUGAUUUAGGACGUGGUUUUAUAAUGUUAACGACCAUGUUUAACGAACUAUUUGAAGUAUCUAUGUCAUAUCUGUAUUCAUAUUUAAAAUGUAUAGAAAUAACGGGGAAUUCUCCUUGAAUGGUGAAUUAUUGUAUUUCUUUUGUAAGCUAAUGCCCAGACUUAGCUCUUUCGUUGAAUUGUUAUAAGUUUGAAAGGGAAAUACUGAUCUACUGACAACUCAAAACUACCUAGACUGGGUCAAAAGUUUAUAUUUUAUGGAUUUUAUAAGUGGUUUAUGUUUGUGGUUUGUCACAAAUUCGUAUCUGCUUACAAACUCAUUCAAUAAAAUGUAUGAGCUAUUCAAACUGUA